AUGGCAGAAGACAUCGGCCAGAAUUUGGAUCUCGAAAAGAUCUUGGCUACUCUUGCGAAUCUACCCAAACCAGUGCCUCAGCCGUACCAGGAUCAACAGCAACCAUACGAACCCUAUCAAAGUCAUCAGGGAUAUCAAGACGAUCAGCAACCCUACUCUUCUGGCCAAAACAACCCCUAUCAGCAACCUGCUGAUCCGCGUCUGGCUGGUCGUUCGGCUCUGCAGCAUCGACACCCACCUCCCAAACCACAGGACAGAGUCUCCUCCCCUUUCAUUGACCCCUCAACGAUCACGGAAUGGAAGCAGGGUCUCCGUUGUGUGAGCAAAAUAGCUUCUCAGAAUCCGGACUUUUCUCCUGCAGUGCGCAAGUUAAUGAAAGAUCAAGAGUCAAACGUCAAGUCUUGGGAGGCUGGACGCAAGAACCUUAUUGACGAACAAAAGUUCAAGCGGGAGAACGAGCGGACCAAUCGAGCUGCGUUGUCUUUACCAGGUCUUCUAGAGAAUACACCUUUGCUUCGUACACCAGAACGCGAGAAGGAAGAACUUGAGCAAUAUGACGCCAAAGUAUACCGAGCUUGUAAAGCUAUGGUUGACUCGCAAACCUCGUCCCUCAAGGUCUUGGGCGUACCUUUCUUUGGUGUAAAGCCACAUCUAGUAUCAGGCGCUAGCUACGAUCCGACAGAAGUUACAGACUCACAGUCAGUCCCGACGGGCGGUAAGAUAUCAAAAGAGCAGCUGCUUGAACUGCAAAGGAAGAUGCUGAACCACUUGAUGGAGCUAUAUGGAGACUGA
Alternaria atra is the source of this 792-nucleotide messenger RNA. RefSeq lists its product as uncharacterized. The transcript has 4 exons. The record is from RefSeq and is a predicted model, not a curated record. Lineage: Eukaryota; Fungi; Ascomycota; Dothideomycetes; Pleosporales; Pleosporaceae. The coding region runs from base 1 to 792 and encodes 263 amino acids.